AUGGUAAGACAUGAGGACGUGUUCGGUCAUACCACGGUCAUCUUAGAUAAAUUGAAUGAAAAUAUCUAUAGUACUGAAAAGCUGAAUCAAACAGUACUCGACAUCUCAUACCCAUGCACUUGGGUUAUACUACAUGAUAAAUCAGUUGAUUCUUGUAUUGGUGUUGGCUUUGGAAGUGUUAAACUGAUGGCAUAUGAAGGGCCAUUUGAAUGGAAGGAUGGUGAUGAUGGCGAUUCGGCCUUUCAAACCGUGCAGGGACAUUAUUUAGACUGGGCCAAAUCCUACGAUCAGCUGACUUCAAUGACGGGAUGGACAGGACCGUCCAAAGUAGCUGAUGUAACGGCUGGUUGUUUUACUCCAGAACAGCGCGACUGCGUUCGUAUUCUUGACGUGGGAGCAGGCACAGGCCUUGUUGCAAAGGAGUUGUCGAAACGAGGAUUUCGGCACAUCGAUGCUUUAGACCCCUCAGAGGCUAUGUUGAGUGAGGCUAAGAAAGUAGGCGUGUACGAAAACUAUAUCAUCGACUUCCUGUCGUCCGACUCGCCUACUUCUAUUCCAGACAAUUCCUAUGACGCUUUAACAGGAAGUGGAAUAUUUGCUGGAGGGCAUGUACCAUGCGAAGCUUUGCAUGAAAUGAUUCGACUUGUCAAACCAGGCGGUUUUGUUGUUCUAGUUGUAAGUGAUCAGUUCUUGUCUGUCAGUGAACCUUACAAGCUUCUGGAACCAAUGAUGGAUAAACUGGAAUUCGACAGAAAAUGGAAGAAAAUAUCCUCAGAAGUAUUUCCGAAUUAUUAUGGGGUCGAUUCUGGUAGAGUCUGGUGCUUCAAGAUCUGCAAAUAAAGCGUCAGAGUUUUCUUAUCCACCUUAAAUUUUAAUCUGAACUCCCCGACCCAUGGCCCAGAGACAUUUACUUAUUUCAAACUGUGAUAUUGGCCCGAAUAUCUUGGAGACCAUAUCGCACUGUCUUUGAUUGUUCAGAUAAAAAUAAAAAAAGGUGAAAGUAAA
This is a messenger RNA of Mercenaria mercenaria, 1005 nucleotides long. Its product is annotated as methyltransferase-like protein 27. The record is from RefSeq and is a predicted model, not a curated record. Gene Ontology annotation, molecular function: S-adenosylmethionine-dependent methyltransferase activity. The transcript is spliced from 6 exons. Bases 1 to 840 code for a protein of 279 amino acids. Lineage: Eukaryota; Metazoa; Mollusca; Bivalvia; Venerida; Veneridae.